Aspergillus steynii IBT 23096 is the source of this 3828-nucleotide messenger RNA. RefSeq names its product putative MATH and UCH domain protein. NCBI's taxonomy places the organism in Eukaryota, Fungi, Ascomycota, Eurotiomycetes, Eurotiales, Aspergillaceae. Gene Ontology annotation, molecular function: protein binding; cysteine-type deubiquitinase activity. Gene Ontology annotation, biological process: protein deubiquitination. The record is from RefSeq and is a predicted model, not a curated record. The transcript has 4 exons. Bases 1 to 3828 code for a protein of 1275 amino acids.
AUGGAUACGGCUCUCGAAACGUCGGUCGCCGUGGAGCAGCUGCCUCCCCCGAUCACCCUGAGUACCGACUCCGCCUCUCUCCAGGUCGCCGGAGAGCCAGCCGUCACCAUCGAUGUGACCCAUGCCGAUAUCCCAGAGCCUCCCACAAAUAACGACCAGUCCAACGACCCGUCGGAAGCCGAUCAAUCACAGUCACAGGAUCCUACCGACGCCUCCCAACCCGCUCGUCCGCCGCCCCCUGAGGAACAUGCCUACUGGGCAGAGUUCGAGGAAGACACUUCCCUUCCCAAUGAGGAUGAGAUGAAGGAAAUUGAGUCGGCAGCGGAUGGGGACUACAGUGCUUACGAAUAUGAUUACUGGGAGAAGAACUUCCACCCGGAACUAGAUGACCCCGAAUACCACCCGACGGAGAAGGCGCGCCUCACGUGGAAGAUCAAAGGCGUUCGGGGCACAAAGGAGUCGCCAAACUAUGCCAAAAUCAUACGGUCUCCGCCGGCGUACGUUGGGGGUUACUGGUGGACUGUUAAGUUCUUCCCUCGCGGCAACAAUGUCAAUUCGCUGAGCAUUUACCUUGAAUGCUCCCCCACAAUGCCGUCUCCGGAUAAGACUCACCCAGAGACCGACUUCGCCGUAGUACAGGGUCCUGCCGACAGUGAUAUCAAGAACACUGCCCCGGCUCUGAAUGUCAAGUAUCCUCGGUUGGAGGACUCCACCGCGUGGCUCGAGCACUACAAGUCACAAUACCCGCCAGCUACCGAUCAGAAAGACCCCCCUACAGACACAUGGCGAGUCUCCGCCCAGAUCGGAGUUAUUCUAUACAAUCCGGAGGAGCCACGUACCGGAUGGAUGCAGUCCUCCUGCCACCAGUUCAACCCGCAUAAUCUGGACUGGGGCUGGACCAACUUCCACGCCCCGUGGGACCAGAUUCAUCGCCGCCAGCCGGGUCAGCGCCAGGCAUUGCUUCGCAAUGACACGCUUGCUUUCGAUGCUUACAUCCGUAUUUUUGAUGACCCGACCCGGUCGCUGUGGUGGCAUUCCAGUGACUCCGAGCCUACUUGGGACAGCUUGAGUCUCACCGGGUAUCGCCCUCUCGGUGACUCGGUGAUCAACCACAGCGCCGAGGUCGCCGGUCUGGCAACUUGGCUGCACAUUGCUCCUUUCUGCAAGAUCAUUCAGAAAGUCAACGUCCUGGAGCAUCUAACCAAUUGCGACGUCAAACCAAAGCCACUGUGUGAUGCGUUGCAAAAGUUCCUGUGGCAUCUGCGCUCGCGAGGCAAGUCCCUGCAGUACGUCGACACCGACACCAUCACGUCCACCCUUCGCAAUCUGCACGAGUAUUCGGGUGAUGUUUGUGAGUUCUGGGAGCGCUUGCGGCGUACCCUUGAGUUGGAGCUCGCAGGUACCGACGCCGGUAAAGAACUCGCUGCCAUCUUUGAUAGUCCGACUCCGGAGCCGCUUCCCGCGAAUACAGACGGAGAAAGUGUGAUCAACACCAUUCCCAAGGACUUUAACUCUCGCAUCUGUGUGCCUGCCGACCAGGCUGGCACGAUGCACGAAGCCCUCGAUUGGUACUUGGGUCAGAAGGCGGGCCGCUGGUCGCUGCCGCCGAUUCUCCACGUGGAGCUGGGCCGUCAAAGACUCGACAAGGCGGCACGCCAAUGGCGCCUGCUUUACAACCGGGUUGAACUCGAUGAGGAGCUUGAUUUGUCGCCGCGGGUCGUGGACGGCCAAAAUGGAAAAUACGUCCUCUACGGUUAUAUUGUCCACCGUGGUCGACGAACCUCGGGCAAAUUCUUUAGCAUCCUUCGUCCGGGAGGACCGGGCUCCAAGUGGCUGGCUUUUGAUGAUGGCAGUGACAAUCGUGUAGAAUGCUUGACCCGCAAGACCGCCCUGGGACCUCAUAUCGGUCUUGAUUCGUCUCAGAAGGUGGACCAUAAAACGGGACAUGACGUCGCAAUCGCCGGUAUGUAUAUCCGCAGCGAUGUGGUGCAUGACUAUCUCCCCGGGCCUCAAGGACCUUGGGAUGUCGAUGAUGCUUUGAAAGGCUACUACGAGAGUGGAAUGUAUCCUUUGUGCCUUUCUCCCGAUGACAAGCCCUCUGCAGACAUACAGGUUGAGGUUUAUUCAGUGCCACAGUAUGAUAAGUUGGACAGUCUCUUUGACACCUACGACCUGAUGUCGCAAGCGAAGGCUGCCAACAACGUCAUGUAUCUCACCGUUCCUCGCUCAACGAACCUCAUGGAUCUCCGAAAGAAAAUUGCCCUGUGGGCAUCUGCAGGUGCCGACAACGCUACUAGUCCGGAGCAUGUCCGUCUGUGGCAGAUUGGUCACACCCUUGAUCGGUUUGGACCGACCCUCGCCUUUUCCCGGGUGUCGGACCUGAAGGCAACCCUCGAACUUCCCUUGAAAAUUGCUCGUUUCUGGAUGCAAAUCGUCUCAGAAGUGGAUGCGAAAUACUUUGCCAUGAAGGAUCCGCAAGAUGCUGUCACGACCGAGAGCAACAAGCCCGAGGAGGCUAUCCUCGAGCGUGACGACUCGGAUUCCUCGGAUGAUCGGUCUCCAACGCGCGAAAUAGACGCUGCUCAAGCCAGCUCCUCUGGAACUACCCCCGGAGGCGACUUCGGCGACGACACUUCCACCGCUCCCGUAGCCGUCGAGGUGUCAACGCCUGAAGUCCCCUCUGAGGGCCAAGUUCAGGCUCCCAUCAGUGGUCCAGAGCUCGAUCUAAGCAGGACCACUAAUGGCGAGACGGGUACGGAGAACGCAGACGAUGCCGUAAUUGCAGCCAUCAUCGCAGACGACGUUCAACAGAUGGAUAUCGAGGAACCUUCUAAUCCCGAGCCCGCAUCGGAGCAGGCUCCAGAGGCAGAUCCAGAGGCAGCUCCAGCUGAGCCCGAGCCCGAGCCGAGCCCGGCUGCUGCCUCAUCCGUGGUCCCAACAGCGCCGGAGACCACAAUGCCGGUGGAAGAGCCGGAGAUUACGCUCCCGGUGGAUCAUGUGUACUACUUCAUUCAGAUAUUCGAUGUCGAUACACAGUCCCUACGAAGCGCAGGCUCCUUCUUUUCCCAGAAGGAGGACAAGAUUAAAGCUGCGGUGCGAAAGCAUCUACAAUGGCCAGCUAAGAAGGACUUUUUGAUCUGGCAGCGUCUUGAUGGGACCACAGUCACCACCAUGUCUUCAGCGGACACAUUCGAGGGCUUUGUACCUGAUGGUACCUGCUUCAUCGUUGGCGACCGCCUCACUAAGGAUAGACGCGCGGAACUCAACGUGGCUGGCCUCUUUGCCAAUCCCGAUCAACUGGUUCGCUACCUAUGGGCCUCCGCUCGCAACCACCCAACCAAGGCCUUCACAGGAACCAAGACAAUCAAUGCUACCUUCACCAGCGAGUACUACAGCGGUGACUUCAAGAACGGCUAUUUCCACGGCAAAGGCACGCACAUCUCCGACUCCGCCGCCACCUACUCUGGCGACCACGUGUUCGGCAAACGUCACGGCAAGGGCUGCAUGGAAUACCCAACCGGCGACACCUACGAUGGUGACUGGUUCGAGAACCAGUGCCACGGACAAGGCUCUUUCGUUGAGAAGAAGACCGGCAACAAAUAUGUCGGCGGCUACAAGGAUGGCAAGCGCCACGGCAAAGGCAUCAGCUACUGGGAGGUCGCCGACGAGGAAAUGGACCUUUGCCAGAUCUGCUACAGCGAGGAGCAAGAUGCCUUGUUCUACGAUUGCGGACACGUCUGUGCGUGCGUCACCUGCGCUCGUCAGGUCGAUAUCUGUCCCAUCUGUCGGAAGAAUAUCAUCAGCGUGGUUAAGAUCUACCGCACAUAA